UGCUGUAUUUGGUAUUUAUUGUUCUAAUGACCAGUUCGAGAUAAGCCGAUCGGUAACCAUAUAAAUGUGGACGAAACAAACACUUUCCAGUAGUAUUUGCAUUGCCGCUGCGAAUACGUACGAAGGCAGAUAGAAAGCUGGCCAAUAUGAAAUUAAUCGCGUUUGUACUUUUCUCCUUUCUGAUUGGAACACUGGUCGGGGCAAUCCCUCGUGGGCCGAGUGAGGUGUCACCGGAGGAUGAAUUGGAACAAUGGGAGAAAAGAGAUGUCCUGGCAGAUUUUGCGAACGAAAUCAAGGAAGAAUCAGGGAGUCUAUCGCUUCUCUCAAAAAGAUCUAUACCCUGGGAGGCUGUCAACAAUAUAUCGAACAUCAUCGAACCUUUGCGCGAUCAACUUAGAAACGUGACGUUUGACGAACUAAUUCAAGUUCUUGAGAAUUUAAUUACAAAUUCUACAAAUAAUACUUCUCCAGAAAUUCGGCAAAUAAUAAGAGGGAUACUAGACUUACCGUUACUUGGCAACAUCAUAAAUGCUAGUGUAGCUGUAGCAGGCCUUUCAGCUGAUAUCGUUGCAGUUGCAUUCGCUAUAAUUAUUAGAGUGAUCGUAAUAUUACCACAAUCUCCAAUCCCAAUUCCUCCAAUCCCAAUUCUUCCAAACCUAAUUCCUCCAAACCCAAUUCCUCCAAACCCAAUUCCUCCAAACCCAAUUCCUCAAAUUCCAGUUCCUCGAAUUCCAAUUCCUCGUCCUCUACAACCAUUUCUCCGUCCAUUUACAAUUCCUCCGUUCAUUUGAUAAAAUGCCCCAUGCACUUACAUAUAAACAUGCAAUAAUGUAUAUAUUUUAAAAUAAAUAAAUUAGCAUCUGCAGAAUAAACUAACUAAAUAAAUCUA
Frieseomelitta varia is the source of this 889-nucleotide messenger RNA. RefSeq names its product arp2/3 complex-activating protein rickA-like. The record is from RefSeq and is a predicted model, not a curated record. NCBI's taxonomy places the organism in Eukaryota, Metazoa, Arthropoda, Insecta, Hymenoptera, Apidae. Bases 147 to 791 code for a protein of 214 amino acids. The transcript is spliced from 4 exons.